AUGGGCGCUGGACAAUCAACCACAAAAGUUUCCGAUGGAAGCUCAGAGGCGGAACGAAUUCGAAAAGCGCAACAUCAUAUGGCAUCUGCUGGAUCUGAAUGCCCAAUGACUGCCGAGCAAAAAGCCGCUGCUGCUGGAGACGGCUGCGGUGGAUGCCCAGUUGGUGCUGAUAAAUUGAAUCCACUUAAUAAUGAACUAGAACAUCCAAACCAAAAACCAGCCCCUGAUCAACCAUUCCCACUUCCUACUGAGCGUCAAAAGUCGUCCAUUCCGAUAGCUGGAACUGAGAAAGAUACAUGGACCUAUCCAAGCCCUCAAAUGUUCUGGAAUGCAAUGUUGAAGAAGGGGUGGAGAUGGCAAGACGACCAGCUUUCAGAAAAGGACAUGAAAAAUAUAAUUGCUAUUCAUAAUGCGAAUAAUGAAGAGGCAUGGAAAGAAGUUCUCAAAUGGGAAAAUCUCCUUCAUCCGGAGUGUGCUGAGCCAAAGUUAAAAAGCUUCAAAGGAGACGCGAAGAAUAUCUCACCUCGGGCGCGUUUCCGCAAGCUUCUUGGCUAUGAUUUGCCAUUCGAUCGCCACGAUUGGAUCGUGGAUCGGUGUGGAAUGAAGACGGUUCAAUACGUUAUCGAUUAUUAUGAUGGUGGUGCAGUUGAUCCAUCAUCCAAACUUUUCACUGUACUCGAUGUGCGACCUGCGAUGAAUGAUCUUGGAAAUAUUUGGGACAGAAUGGUUGUUGCUUAUUGGCGCUUCAAAUUCGAUACUCUUGGACUUACACCUAAUUUGCCGAUUCCACCGACCGAAGGCCAUAACGUGCAACAUCAUCAGUAA
Molecule: messenger RNA, 825 nt
Organism: Caenorhabditis bovis
Lineage: Eukaryota; Metazoa; Nematoda; Chromadorea; Rhabditida; Rhabditidae
Source: the annotation of a GenBank genome assembly